CGAUCGGAUCCAUCGAUGGAUGGGCCUGUCAAUUCCUUCCUCGUCUGCUCAGUCCGGCCCGGCCCGGCCCAAUCGAAACUGAAAGUGUCGUCCAGCCAGCCACGUGGCUCCGGCAGCAAUGGGCGUUUAUCCGACGACGGACUCGGCUCUCAUUCUCAGCGACUGCCCACCACCCAGCCUUUGCCUUGCCCGUACCCUUUCCUUUCCCGGCGGCGGCACCACGGAGCGGCAGCGAUGCUCCACGUGCGCGCCAACCCGCUCGCCGCCAUUCCGGUGUACUUCUCCACGUCGCCGGCGGCGUUCCCUUGGCCCUCUUCCUUAUCCACCACUGCCGCGCGCUGCUCCGUCGGCUCCACCGCUAGGCUCGCCGCCGCCGUGCAGUUCGAUCCCCUCCGCUACGGAUCCGGCUCCGAACCUUGGAACCAGACUGACGGCGUGGUCACCGCGGAGGGCGACGAAGAGCAGCAACGCGAUGACUCGGAGGGGGAGGGGGACUCCAACGACUGGGAAGAGGAAGGGCCCCAAGGAUCAGACUCCAAAGGCAUCUCCGGCAUCCACGUGCCGCGCCAGCGCUACAUCGCCGUCCCCAAGGCGGCCCUCCUCGACGCCGUCCUAUCGCAGCUCGCGUCCGACGCCGAAGCCGCGGACUUCAAGCGCUGCGCCAGAUGCUUGGACGCCAUCCUUCACGCCGAGCACAAGAGGAUGCUCGAGGAGAUGCGCACCUCCUACAUGCUCACGCAACGCCACCAGGAGGAGGGCGAUGGCACUGCCACUGCCACUGACAAUUCUUCGACCUCCGACGUCGUCAACGGCAAAGCCUCCUCUGGAUUUUUCGGCAUUACCCAACAAGACGGCACCUUGUUCCUUACUAGAAGCUUAGGCUUGAGAACUCUGCUCGGAUUAACCCCAGACCCUGAUUCCCAGACCAGAGUUGCUUUUGCAACUCAGUUUCAGCGCUCCUUCAUGAACCUACUACGCAAUGCUCAGUUUGAAGAGCUCUCCGCACAAGAUCUGCUCUUGACGUACGCCCUGAAUAGCGAUUACCUCCUCACGCUGCCCAUUUAUGUCGAUUGGAAGAAGGCUGCUCAAUCUAAUGCAAUAAUAUUCAGGCGUGGAUAUGCGACCGAGAGACAGAAAGGCCUCCUGUUGGUUGAGAAACUUGAUUACCUUCAAUCAAAAUUCUUGCAGAAUGUCUUCUUCAGCCUCUCCAAGCCCUUGAAAAAGCCAGGCAAAUGGCUUAAUGAGGCUUUGAAAAGAUCAACAGAUAAUCCGGGAUUUCAGAUCUGGAUCGACAAAUUAAGAAUCUGGCUUAAAGAGCAAACUUAUGCAGAUAAUUCACUGCUGUUGAUAGAAACAUGGGACAAGCUUAGUUCUGAUCAGUUACCUGAUGCAGAUGUUCCUAUUUGGAUCGCUGCACAAAGGGCAGUCUCUCGUUAUGAAGGAAUCCUGUCACCUGUUGGUCCUCGUGGAAGACUGUUAAGAAGAUUGCUUAAAUGGACUGGAUUAAUACCUUCUCUGCCAGAAGCAACAAUAAGAUCCAACAAUGAAACUAAACAUGUUGAAGGACAUGUGAGGCCAAACUUUCUACCAAGAAUUACCCUUGCUAAUAUAUGGGAACCUGCAAGCAGAGAAUCUUGCAAUAACAAUAUCUGGGAGAUAGUGAAAGCUUCUUUUGGUAUUCUGUUUGGGAGGUCUACUCUUCAGGAACCUGCAUUCCAGGAGUUAAUACUACUUUACACUGAUGAAGCUGCUCAAAGUGAAAACAAGGAUACAUCUGAGAUGCUUCCACUACAACUGAAAAUUUAUGAGAGGAUUCCGAUCCCAGAUCUGCCAGUAGUUUUCCCCCACAAGAAACUGUCCUUCCGCAUCCUAGAUACAGUAAGGCUAGAUAUUGCUACUGUAAUAGGUCUAUUGGCAUAUGUCGUCAACUACAAAUUUGAGAGUUUAGCCUCAUCUCCGUCAGCUUUUCUUCUUGAUAUAGUUGCUGGUAGUGCACUUGUCAUACUUGCGUUCCGUGUGGCACUGGGCUACAAACAGACCCGGGAUAGAUACCAGCUUCUGGUGAAUAAAACACUAUAUGAGAAGACGUUGGCAAGUGGGUUUGGCUCGGUUUACUUCCUUCUCGAUGCUUCUGAGCAACAACAGUACAAAGAAGCAUUUUUGGCAUAUGCUAUGUUACUCUGCAGAAAGAAGUAUCAGGUAUCAACUCGUGCAAGCAUAAAAGAUACAUGCGAGCGGUUUAUGUACGAGAAAUUCAAGGCAAAGAUUGAGAUGCCGAUUGACAAGGCUAUGGAGACGCUAGUGCGGCUAGGGCUGGUGAUUGAGCUUCCGACCGAUGACGGGUCAAGCGUGAUUGGUCUCCCAUGUUCGGAGGCAUAUGAGAUCCUGAAAAGCCGUUGGGACGGCUUGUUGGAACAGGAGACAGAGCAAGGCUGAUGAGUGAUGAGACAUGUACAUUGGUGGUUUUCUGUUCCUGGAGUGAAGUGGAAUGCAGUGCAGAGACCAUUGUUGCAGUAAAUCGGAUAGAGGCGGUGCUGGUACUUUGUGCUGCUUGACGUGUCGGCAAAGCUGAGGCAAAGACGUAUGCGUUGCAUCUGAGAUGAGAUUGAGCUCUCUCUUAUUCUUAUAGGAAGGAGUACUAGCAACAUACACAUAGCAGUAUAUAUACCAGUUGUGUAUAGUAGUGGAUAUUCACGCACUAGUAUUUCAGAGAAGAAGAUCGAGCAGGCGAGACGACAGAUGAUGCAAAUGAAGCGAGAUGCAGAUGGAUAUGGAUGGAGAAAUCGAUGAGGUGGUACUUACUGUAGAUAGGUACGUACAUAUAUAUGCUUGUAUCAUUGUUGCAACUAUAUAUGAUUGUAGGUUCUACCAAGUGUAUGUGUAUAUUUAGUUCUUCAAAAAAGGGGAAAAAUGUACGUGUAUAUGUGCGACGUGCAUGAAUAAUCGUGAAUUCGCACAGUAUGUUAUACACGAUGUUAGUGUAUGUGUACUCUGACCUGAUGGUCGUUUUUAUUUGUGAAAAAAAAAAAGUAAUAUACUGCUAGUAUUUUCGAAGAA
This is a messenger RNA of Sorghum bicolor (sorghum), 3057 nucleotides long. RefSeq lists its product as uncharacterized. NCBI's taxonomy places the organism in Eukaryota, Viridiplantae, Streptophyta, Magnoliopsida, Poales, Poaceae. The transcript has 15 exons. The coding region runs from base 16 to 2436 and encodes 806 amino acids. The record is from RefSeq and is a predicted model, not a curated record.